Periconia digitata is the source of this 1113-nucleotide messenger RNA. The record is from the annotation of a GenBank genome assembly. Lineage: Eukaryota; Fungi; Ascomycota; Dothideomycetes; Pleosporales; Periconiaceae.
AUAAUGGCAGGGCAGGUCCGCCAACCCAUCGACACGGCCUCGCUCGAGCGGUACAUCAGUGCCAAUGUGCCGGACAUCGCGGUGCCGAUUGAUGUGAAGCAGUUCGGAUACGGGCAGAGUAACCCGACGUAUCAAUUGACGGAUAGCAAUGGGAAGAAGUUUGUUAUGAGGAAGAAGCCGCCGGGGAAGUUGCUUUCAAAGACGGCGCACAAGGUCGACCGCGAGUACCGCAUUAUCCACGCGCUCGAGAAAACCGACGUUCCCGUCCCCCGCGCAUACUGUCUCUGUCAAGACGAGAAGGUGAUUGGGACGGAUUUCUACAUCAUGGAGUUUCUGGAUGGGCGCAUCUUUGAAGAUCCAGCGCUGCCGGAGGUAACGCCUGAAGAGCGCACGAAAAUGUGGCACUCUGCGAUAACAACGCUGGCGAAAUUCCACCGCGUGGUGCCCAAAGAUGUAGGGCUUGAGAGCUACGGCAAGCCCUCGGGUUUCUACAAUCGACAGAUCAACACCUUCAAUACCAUCUCGACUUCGCAAGCUGCCGCCAAAGAUAAAGAGACUGGUGUCCCUGUGGGGAAGAUCCCGCAUCAAGAUGAUAUGGUCGCGUUUUUCAAGGAUCCCAAGACGCAGCCAAAGGACAGAGGCAGCUUUGUGCACGGCGAUUAUAAAAUUGAUAACGUCGUGUUCCACAAGACGGAGCCGAGGGUCAUUGGUAUUUUGGACUGGGAAAUGUCUACCAUCGGACAUCCUUUGAGCGAUAUCAACAACCUCUUGGGCCCGUACGUGACUGCAGGUAGUGAGCGGAUGAUGAAGAUUGGGCGAGCGAAUCAAGCUUUCCUGCCUGGUGCAACAGAGGGACUACCAACGACUAGCCAGUUGAUAGCAUGGUACUCCGAAGUGGCAGGUUGGGAUCCACGACCAGAUUUGACAUGGGGAGAUGCGUUUUCGACGUAUAGGUCAGCUAUCAUCAUGCAAGGGAUUGCGGCACGAUAUGCGCUUCGUCAAGCCAGUAGCGCGCAAGCGAAGGAAUACGGUGCUAUGAUGCAGCCGUUUGCGGAGACGGCAUGGGAACUAGUAGAAGAAUACAUGAAAACGCACGCGAAGGCAAAACUGUAA